GGAGCUGUUUUGCUCUGAAUUUAUCCAGUCCAGCUGCAGGACAGCUUGUGGAGCUGCUGUCUCCACUCUAAGCAAGCCUUGGGGAAAAUCUGUGAGAAUCCAACGGAUACCUGGCAACUUUUUGUACCAUUAAUAGGUCUGGAUUGUCCAUUUGUGUGUCCAGCUGGCCAUAUGAAGAUUGUACAUCUGGAUGAAAUAAAGCUGCACAGCUGAGACGUUUGUUAAAACGGACACAUCAGGAGCCUGGAUCUGAGUGUACUUCAAUAUGCUGCUGCCUGCAGAGCUCCAAAUGCAAUCAAACUCAACAGCCCUCAGAUACCCAAUAAUGCUGCCUUCUCCAGAACCCACUGAUUAUGACAGCGACAGCUCUGGAGUCAGAUAUUCCCCCAGCCUGCCAGCCUCUCCGUGCUCCAGCAUGUACCCGUCACCUUGCUCCAGCCCGACCCAAGCAAAUAGCAGCUGUUACCACAUAGUAGACUACCUUCUAUCCCAAGCCAGUGAUUGUCCCAGCAAUUUAAAAGACACGAGCAGCGUUACCUGCCCUGCUCCAACAGCACAGCAUCGGCUCUCUAGUUUCGGAUCAGGGGCCAACAAUCAGUUCCACUUCCCAGAAGUGGGAGUAUUGACUCAGUCACCGUAUGCUGCGGGUCUUCCCAUGUUGGAAAGGGUAAUAAGCAAUGGCACUACCUGCGACCAAGCAGGCAGGAUGUUGUCUUUCCAACCAACACUGGAUGAAAUUGAAGAGUUUUUACAAGAAAACAUGUGUUCCUGUCUUAAUACUUCUAAUAACAGCAAAAUCAAAGAGUCCAAUAGCUCUGUGUGUGGAAAAGUUAGCUACAGCACACGCCUUGAGGUUCUACAAGGAAAUAAACUGAAAGAAGCAGAACCUGAAGUAGUAGGAGCUUUAGUGCCCAUUAAAAUGGACUCACAGGGAGCAAUGACAGCACAGGAUGAAGAAGAGGAGGAAAAAAAGCGGCAUAGUAGUAGCAUGUACGCUGGUAGCAGCUCUUCAUCUGUGGGUGCUGUCACAGAUGGUGCCUCUAGUGGACAGACAAUGACUCUGUCAGGUUGUGUGCCUGUGGUCAUACAGCUUCAGCCAGUGCCCACCAAGAACGGAGAAAGCGGAGUGAAAAUUGCCCAGUUGCUGGUCAACAUUCAAGGCCAAACGUUUGCACUUGUGCCUCAGGUGACGGGCUCUUCAGUGAAUGGCACUUCAGGUGGCCAGCAAACCCCUGGAAGCACAGGGAGGCAGUUUAUUCGAAUUGCUCCAGUGCCAAUUGCUGCAAAACCAGCGGAGGAGGACCAGGCCGCAUCAUCUAAGCAAACUUCAGCUUGCAGGCUGUCAAAGUUGGGUCCUGGCGACUUGCUCAAGGUGCACAAAUGUAGCUUCCCUGGUUGUAGCAAGAUGUACAGCAAGAGCAGUCACCUGAAAGCUCAUGUCAGAAGACACACUGGGGAAAAGCCAUUUGUGUGUACAUGGCCGAGCUGCGACUGGAGAUUCUCUCGCUCUGAUGAGCUUUCUCGGCACAAGCGGAGUCAUUCCGGAGUAAAACCAUACCAGUGCAGUGUUUGUGAGAAGAAGUUUGCCCGUAGUGACCAUCUCUCCAAACAUGUUAAAGUUCACCGGUUUCCACGCUCCAGCCGUAGUGGGAACUGAUUGGUGUGGCCGUUCGCUCCAAGGAGCAGCCAAUGAACAAAGAUAGAAAUCAGUCCAAACUUGAGGGCCUAUAUGGAGCUGACCUGACCUUUCAGCAUCGAGGUGAUCAAAGCUCUGGCGGAUGCCUGGGAGGACUCUUUGGCAGCUUUGACAGCUUAUCCACAUUGACCGAUGAAGCUUCUGAAGAGCAAACCAACAGGCUGGCUGAGAAGAACCUUCUGCAUUGAGUUUGCCCAGGGAAUUGUCAUUGUGUUUUGACGUUAGUGGAAUACAAAAGUCAAAAAGAGAGCAGUUUUGUUGAGUAUAGGUACGUAUUGGAGAGGACAACUGAGAAAACAUCACCUUUCCGGAUGCUGCUGAGGAAGAGCAUAUUUGCUCUGUUGUCAAUCUGGAUUGAGAGUCUAAAGUGGAAUAAGUGGCACACUGAAGAACAUGCAUCCUCGAUAAGAAAAUACAAAUAUCUGCCUGCCAAAGCACAGUAUAUGGAAACUUCAGAGCUGCUACAAACACUAACAUACCACGGUUUAGUGAUGCUUUUAUACUUUUUGAAAAUUUACUAUUUAAAUUAUGUGAUAAUAAUAAUAAUUUAAAGUACUAAACUUCUCAUUGUUCUGUUUUAAACAAAGCCUUCAGAAAAUAUGGAGUAUUGUGCACAGAAAAGUCUGUGUCUCCUUAUGAAUCAGUACCUUUAAAUAAUAAUAUGACUUACUGUAACCUGAAAAUAUAAACAUGUUUUCAUUUCAGGUAAAAUUAGUGAGCAGUCAGAGACUUGGAACAGUACAACACUCUUUAAAAAUAAAGCAAUCGGAGAACAAAAAAGUUGAGCACAGAAAUGACUUUUAAAAAAAGGAUAAAAUAUGUCAUUCUGUGCUUGUGUAAAGCAAAUGAAGCCCAGAUAUCAUGGAACGAUAUGCUUUAUUUAAAUAUUUUCCAUUCUGAAUAGGCUUUUAAUCACAGAAUUAUAAAACAACCCCAAUUCCAAUGAAGUUGGGACGUUGUGUAAAAUGUAAAUAAAAACAGAAUGCAAUGAUUUGCAAAUCCUUUUCAACCUAUAUUCAAUUGAAUACACUACAAAGACAAGAUAUCGAAUGUUCAAACUGAUAAACUUUAUUGUCUGUUUUGCAAAUCUUCACUCAUUUUGAAUUUGAUGCCUGCAACACGUUCCAAAAAAGCUGGGACAGGGGCAUGUUUACCACUGUGUUAUAUCACCUUUCCUUUUAACAACACUCAAUAAGCGUUUGGGAACUGAGGACACUAAUAGUUGAAGCUGUGUAGGUGGAAUUCUUUCCCAUUCUUGCUUGAUGUACAACUUCAGUUGCUCAACAGUCCGGGGUCUCCGUUGUCGUAUUUUGUGCUUCAUAAUGUGCCACACAUUUUCAAUGGGAGACAGGUCUGGACUGCAGGCAGGCCAGUCUAGUACCCGCACUCUUUUACUACGAAGCCACGCUGUUGUAACACAUGCAGAAUGUGGCUUCGCAUUGUCCUGCUGAAAUAAGCAG
This is a messenger RNA of Erpetoichthys calabaricus (reedfish), 3156 nucleotides long. Its product is annotated as Krueppel-like factor 15. Bases 266 to 1657 code for a protein of 463 amino acids. Gene Ontology annotation, molecular function: RNA polymerase II cis-regulatory region sequence-specific DNA binding; DNA-binding transcription factor activity, RNA polymerase II-specific. The transcript has 3 exons. The record is from RefSeq and is a predicted model, not a curated record. Gene Ontology annotation, biological process: regulation of transcription by RNA polymerase II. NCBI's taxonomy places the organism in Eukaryota, Metazoa, Chordata, Cladistia, Polypteriformes, Polypteridae.